Schistocerca cancellata (South American locust) is the source of this 1245-nucleotide messenger RNA. Its product is annotated as odorant receptor coreceptor-like. NCBI's taxonomy places the organism in Eukaryota, Metazoa, Arthropoda, Insecta, Orthoptera, Acrididae. The coding region runs from base 1 to 1245 and encodes 414 amino acids. The record is from RefSeq and is a predicted model, not a curated record. Gene Ontology annotation, biological process: detection of chemical stimulus involved in sensory perception of smell; sensory perception of smell. Gene Ontology annotation, cellular component: plasma membrane. The transcript has 7 exons. Gene Ontology annotation, molecular function: odorant binding; olfactory receptor activity.
AUGGCUCAGUGCCUGCUCUCACUGCUCAUGCUCACCGUCAUCCCCAUAUGCACUGCCUCCAAGCUGAUCAUGGCCGACGACGUGGACCUGGAGGAAAUUACAACUUGCGGCCUCGUGAUGGUGUCAACUGCGGCCAUCCUUAUUAAGGCAAUAUGCUUCGUCCAUCAGCGCGGCACUUUGCAGCAGAUGGUGAGGCUGAUGGCCGUCGCCCAGAGAACGCACUGCGACGCAGAGGCGAGCACUCGCAUUCGACACGGCUACCAGCGGUUCGCAACCAGGCUCUUCCUCUGUCUACAGGUGGUGGCAGGUGUGUUCCCAGUCGUGGGGUGGGGCCUGGCCCCCGUACUGUCGUGCGCCUUCUACUCGGCCAACUCGUCUUUGCCAUGUGGGAAGACACCCUUCCCUGUGUGGCUGCCACCAGCCCUCCAGGUGUCUCCAGGUUACGAGGUGAUGUACAUCACGCAAGUUUCUAGCCACCUGGUGACAACCAGUACGACCACUGGCGUGAAUCUGUUCUUCAUCAACCUCAUGCUGAUGAUCGCUGCUGAACUGGAUGUCCUCAAUGAAAACAUUUCUGAUGUUCGGAAGGCCACUGGUAAAUCAGCUGGUGGUGAAGUUGAGGAGGGCGCAGUAGCAUCCUAUGUUUUCACCGCUGAUCGGCAAACCGGCACACAGAACGUGUUCGGAAGACGAGACAUCUCAGGUGGCGUGCAGUGGUCGGGCUCUGUUCAACGUCACCCGUCUGGAGACAUCAUCAUUGAUCCUGAUGAUGAGAUGUACCAGCAGCUAGUAGUGAACAUACGGCAUCAUCAAAAUAUAAUCGAGUCUGUCACACUGCUGCAAACGGCAAUGGAUUACCCAGUUUUUAUUCUCUUAUUCAUGAACAUGUCUACCAUAUGUGCGAACAUAUUAAUCAUUUUUGUGAACGGCAUGAAUCCUGCGUCAGCCCUCAAGUCUGUAGUGGCAAGCCUCUUUUUCAUAUCUGAAACUGCAAUUUACUGCUGUUUUGGUCACAUCAUCGUUCAACAAAGCGAGCGUCUGACCAAUUCUGCGUUCAGCUGCAACUGGCCAGAUGGUAGCGCACGUUUCAAGCGCUCCGUGCUAACCUUCAUGCUCAGGGCUUCACAGCCGAUGGAGAUAACAGUUGGAAAAACGUACUCCUUGUCAAGGCAGACGCUCCUGCAGGUGCUGAACGGCGCAUAUACCUUAUUCAACAUGUUGUAUCGCCUGAAUAGCACAAAAUGA